GGACAUCACUUCCUCCUAGCGAAGACACAAGUGCAACAUCAACUGCUGUGACCUCUCAAUCAUGGACGACUUCUUUAACUUGAGUGACAUCUAUGACUAUAACUUCAGCAUUCCAGACGGCAACUUCACUUUUCCCGAUUUUCCCGAUAUCAUGAGGCCCAAGAUUCAGCCUAUCCAAGUCGUUGCUCUGACCUUCUAUGCCCUUGUGGUUUUAUUUGGCGUUCCUGGGAAUUUCAUAGUGGUGUGGGUGACCGGAUUCAAAAUGCCCGCGUCGGUCACAUCCAUCUGGUUCCUCAACCUCGCGCUGGCUGACCUCCUGUGUUGCCUCUCGCUGCCUCUUCUCAUGGUGCCACUUGCCCACGAUGACCACUGGCACUUUGGCCCAAUAGCGUGCACAUUGGUCAAAGGCCUCUUCUACUUAGUGAUGUAUUGCAGCAUCUUGCAACUCGUCUUCAUAAGUGUGGAUCGUUGGUUGCUGGUGGCCUGGCCCAUAUGGUGCCACAACAACAGGCGACCCAAGUACGCUGUCUUGGGCUGUGUUGCAGUGUGGUGUCUGGCCCUGAUAGGAAGCAUCCCUCAGUUUGUGUUCACUCGGGAGAUCGAGUUGGGCGAGUACAAGCGCGAGUGUGUGGUGGCUUACAGUGUGGAGAAGGCCUGGGCCGUCACAACCCUUCGCUUCCUGUUUGGAUUCAUCCUGCCAUUCCUCAUCAUCGUCAUCUGCCACUUGAUGGUCUACAGAAAAGCCGACAGUAAAGUGGCAUCCACUAGGACUCGCUCCAAGCGGACGCUGAGGGUCAUCGUUGCCGUGGUGCUCAGCUUUUUCCUGUGCUGGCUACCCCUGCAUAUUGUCGACUUCUUGAUCUUGGUGACCCCUCGGCAUUCCCCUAACAGCCCAUCCGUGUAUCUGGCCCAUGUUUUGACUCUAUGCCUGGCAUACUUUAACAGCUGCCUCAACCCUCUUCUUUAUGUGUGUCUCGGCCGAAGCUUCAAAGACACCAUGAACCGCUCCCUGUGCAACAUUUUGCACUUACUGAGCGAGGACCACACGCCCAGAACCAGCAUCACUCCUCAUACUACCACAAGCUCCUCAGAAAAGCAGAUGACUAACGUAUGAGGAGGUGCAGAAAUUGACAUGAGCCAUGAUCAACUGUGGCAGUGGAUGAGAAGGCUCGGAAUUUCUUCCUUCCUUUAAUUUACUACAUUAUAUGGUAUGAUGGCCCAUUCUUGGCAAGAGAAAUAUAUUUGUUAAUAGAUGCCACAUACAUCAUUAUGAAGCAGUACAAACAAACAGAACCAUUAAAUGCAACUUCAUAAAAUGCUGUAAAAUAAAAAAACAGAUUUCUCAUGUUUAAUGCAAAAAAUAAUAUCUGUUGUGCUCUUUACCAAUGAUUCAAUGUUCAUGUCAAAGUUGUGCAAAUACAUCAUGUACUCUGUUU
Syngnathus acus (greater pipefish) is the source of this 1436-nucleotide messenger RNA. RefSeq names its product C5a anaphylatoxin chemotactic receptor 1 (gene c5ar1). Gene Ontology annotation, biological process: chemotaxis; complement receptor mediated signaling pathway; phospholipase C-activating G protein-coupled receptor signaling pathway. The coding region runs from base 62 to 1114 and encodes 350 amino acids. Gene Ontology annotation, molecular function: complement receptor activity; G protein-coupled receptor activity. The record is from RefSeq and is a predicted model, not a curated record. Lineage: Eukaryota; Metazoa; Chordata; Actinopteri; Syngnathiformes; Syngnathidae. The transcript has 2 exons. Gene Ontology annotation, cellular component: plasma membrane.